CAGGAGAGCAGACACAUCUUACCAGGACAUUUCACACAGCACCAUGUCCACUCCGGCUCAACCAGCGACUCCCAUCCCAUCUGGGUUGAAAGUCUGCACAUCAGUUCCAGAGCUCCUGAUGCUCCUUGAAUUUGUAUUUGGUGGUCUGGUCUGGAUCCUGGUGGCUUCAUCUCGUGUCCCGUUUCCCCCAAACCAAGGCUGGGUGAUGUUCGUAUCUGUCUUCUGCUUCGUUAUAACGACACUGCUGCUGAUCCUGUACAUGGCCGGUGUCCAGAAGAGUUCCUCAGCUUGGAACGCGGUGGAUGUAUUCUACCACCUAAUUGCUGCUAUAUUUUAUUUAAGUAUCGCCGUGCUGGAGGCUGACGACACAAGGUUUAGGUUUAGUUUUGCUCCUCCACAAUUUGCAAAGAUUUAUAAAAUCAACAUUGCUGCCUCAGUGUUUGCAUUCCUGGCCACCCUAAUCUAUACGAUUCACGCCAUACUCUCGAUACUGAGAUGGAAGUCUGCUUCAUCAUGAGCGUCUCACCACAGAUAUUGGCCGUCUUCACGUUACCCUUGAUCAAACUUUCCUUCCUAGAGUCUUACGUCCAACUGUAAAUGUAA
Messenger RNA from Leucoraja erinaceus (little skate), 603 nucleotides. Its product is annotated as myelin and lymphocyte protein-like. Lineage: Eukaryota; Metazoa; Chordata; Chondrichthyes; Rajiformes; Rajidae. Gene Ontology annotation, biological process: myelination. The record is from RefSeq and is a predicted model, not a curated record. Gene Ontology annotation, cellular component: membrane. The coding region runs from base 44 to 517 and encodes 157 amino acids. Gene Ontology annotation, molecular function: structural constituent of myelin sheath. The transcript has 4 exons.